Molecule: messenger RNA, 2232 nt
Organism: Papaver somniferum (opium poppy)
Lineage: Eukaryota; Viridiplantae; Streptophyta; Magnoliopsida; Ranunculales; Papaveraceae
Product: phosphatidylinositol glycan anchor biosynthesis class U protein-like
Exons: 17
Coding region: 499-1887 (462 amino acids)
Biological process (GO): attachment of GPI anchor to protein; protein localization to cell surface
Cellular component (GO): GPI-anchor transamidase complex; membrane
Source: RefSeq, a predicted model, not a curated record
GCUCUCUGCAUACCACUUGAUGGUCGUUGUUUUCUUUUGGUAUACACACAUUAAAAGAAAAAUGUUUCUGUAAAUUUGGUUGGCUACAAAAUCUAUACGGUAGUGAAAUCCAUCUGGCUAAAAAUUAGAUUAUACUGUUUUUGCCACUAAGCCGGUAAUAGAAUUUGUUAAUUACCCCACAUGCCUACAAGGAAAAUGCCAGGUCUUGAAGUCCUCCAACAAUAAGUAGGACCUAGCAGAUCAGUCAUCUUUGCCAUCACAGAAUUGUAGAUAUGUUCACUUGUUCUCCACUUUGUAAGACUCACCAAAUGCAUACACCAGCUGAGCGAUUCCUUACUCUUUGGUGCGAGAUUAUGCUGUUUGUGCCAUUAAUUUGUUAUAACGGUGGAUGUAUGAUUGGUUUUUAGUCAUAUCGUUUUUCUUCGUCGGGCCCCCACCGCGCGCGGUCAUCUAGUUUUCUUUUUCCCUGCAAAAUUUCUUUAACACAUACAGAGAAAAAUGGCGAAAAUGAAAUGGUAUUGGUAUUGGGUAUCAACAUCUAUAAUAUUCAGACUUAUUCUCAUAUAUUUUCCCAACAAUCUCAACUUAAGUUCUCGUCCUGAAGUUGCUACUCCUCUCACUAGUCUCCGUCGCUUGGCUGAAGGUUACUGGUUAAAGCAAUCUUCAAUUUCACCUUACUCAGGAUCUAUGUACCAUGGUUCACCAUUGUUACUGGCAAUACUUGGUCCAUUGACUGUUAUAAGAUUUGAAGGACAACCUGAGCACAUAGCUUGCAGUUUGUUAUUUGUAAUUGCAGAUUUGAUCACUGCAAUUCUUAUACGUGCAACUGGACAGAAGCUUCAUUUAUCGUAUAAACGGAGUUUGAAAUCACUAAAUGUUACGAAGCUAUUGGAAACUUCUGAGGAAAAAACUGAAGUAGAGAAAAUUUCAGGGCAUGGAUCUCAUGAGAGUGAAAUUCUAUCUGCUGGAGAUAUUGCUGCUUUUAUAUAUUUAUGGAAUCCCUUGACAAUCGUCACAUGUGUGGGCUUGUCAACGUCACCAGUCGAAAAUUUGAUGAUAGUAUUGUCUCUGUAUGGAGCAUGCUCAUGUUUAGCUCCUUUAGCAGCAUUUGGAUGGGUCCUUGCAUCACAUUUAUCUCUUUACCCUGCUAUCUUAAUCAUACCGGUCAUCUUUUUGUUAGGAUAUGGUCCAGAUACUCCUCCGAAGAAAUUGUUCCGGCAACAAAAAUCUGAGUCAAAUGCAAAUGAUCUGGUGAUUCAAAACCGUUUUUCAUGGCGGCCUGUUGUACAUUUUAUACUGUGGGCGUCUUUUUGGACAGUUUAUGUCUUGGUUUUAUGCAGUAUCUACCUUAAACAGUAUGGUGGCUUGUCAGAAAUGUUUAAAAGAACACAUGGAUUUAUUCUUACUCUAGAAGAUCUGUCCCCAAAUAUUGGUGUUUUAUGGUACUUCUUUGCCGAAGUUUUUGACUUCUUCAGAGAUUUCUUUUUAAUAGUUUUCCACGUGAAUAUUCUUUUUAUGCUGUUGCCCUUGGCCAUACGUCUUUACCACCGCCCAUGCUUUCUCGCCUUCAUAUACAUUGCAAUCUCAUCAAUGCUUAAAUCUUAUCCUUCGGUUGGAGACUCAGCUUUAUACUUGGCUCUACUGGGAUGGUUUGUCUAUGAACUAGCAGAAAUGCAAUUCUCGUUCUUCCUUUUCUGUGGAUACGUUGGAGUCACCCUGCUUAGCCCUGUGAUGCAUAAUCUAUGGAUAUGGAGGGGUACUGGAAAUGCAAACUUCUAUUAUGCAACCGCGAUGGCUUAUGCUUGCUUGCAGAUUAUUUUGGUUGUCGAGAGUGUAAGUGCUAUGCUUCAGCACGACAGAAUGCUAAGGAAACAAUUGACCACAUGAAACCAGAGAUCUGUUAUGAGAUAAUUUUUCAUUACACACAACUUCGCUUUGUGGAAUUUGUCAAACAACCCACAAUACUGAAAGUGUUUCUAGGUGAUUCGCAUUCUUUGAAUCCCACUCUGGCGAAGAUCUAGAUAUUAACUAUUUGUGGUUGGUUGGUUGGUUGGAGUAGUAUCUUGAGGUUGUCUGAAGGUUGGUGGUUUAACAGCACCAAAUAUAUGAGUAUAAUUAUUUCUUGUUUACUGAUGGAAUGCAGCAUUUUAAUGUAGUGUAUCCCAGUAUUCCUGCAUCGAGGAUUUUCUUUUUCUUGAAUAGAGUAAUAGAAGAAUGAUUUUUUAGGGACCA